ACAAUUACCAAACAAGCCUCCCACCAAAGAGGACUAAAGACUUGAGUUUCUGGCCUUCAAAAUUGUUUGGACUUUUAAGGUAACUCAAGUGGUCGAGUGCGGAAUAAGUGUGCAUUGGAAGACAGCUAGAGAGCAUAAUUUUCUUGGCAUUUGUUAAGUUUCCUAAACUGUUUUUAACACAACUACUCGUAUAGCUUUCUCUUAUUGGAGGCACUCUCACAUUUUUCCUUUUGGAAUGUGGAACAAUGAGAGUGACACUUGUUGUCGCCUCGCGUAUCCGAUGGUCCACGUUGCUGCUAUAUGGAUGGACACGUGAUUCUCAACACACAAGGGGUUCUUGAUUCAGUGGUUGCACCUGCAAAAGGCAUCCGGACAGGGUGUCCGGACGCACCCUCCGAUGGUUUUAUUAGCCAUGGUGAGAAAGAGAUAUAUAAAUCAGUUGGCUUUUUUCUAGGUAUCAAGAGGUUACCAGGAGAUCCCUUUCUUCUUCGUGCGAAGGUAUAUAUAUCCAGCUUCAGGGGUACUGUUCCUCUCAUUAAUGGUGAGGAGAUCUUUUCUGUUGUGAUGAUGACAAUAGGUGUUAGUAGGAGCAAUAUCAUCCUAUGAAUGGCUGUCAGAGACUAUGGUAGGUGAUGCGGCCGUCAGAGAUCGUGGGAAGCGAUUAUGCAGAAUGAUCGUGGGAAGUGACUUGCUGUCACUUCCUCUUGUCUUCUCAUUCUGCAGGUGAUGGGAUGUGGACCAUGGCUGCUUGUUGUGGUUGCGUGUAAGACUCGCUUUACUUUAAUUGACCAUCCAGAAGAUUUAUAUCCGGAUGGCUCAUGCUGACUAUCCGGAUGUGUUGUGGAGACUAUCCGGAUGUGUACGCUCUGCCAGCGUCGUUUGCUCUUCCUUGGAUAGGAGAAGAUGAAACGUCGUUUGCCUUUCCUUGAGGCGGUCCGGAUAGGAUGUCUAUACCAUGCAUAUCCUUAGGGGAAUCCGGAUAAUGAUGGUCCGGCUGAUAGGGGAAUCCGGAUAAUGAUGGUCCGGCUGAUAACACGUGCCACGCGUCACUAUGAGCCGCGUGCCACGUGUUUCCCAAGGGGAGGGGUCCCUACAUUGCCCCCCUUUUUAACUUGCCUAUUUUGCCCAAAAAAUGGGCGGGUUAAAAAUAACUGGCUUUUGAAAACUGAAGAAGUCUCUUCGUCUGACUGGGCCACGUGGCGAGUGGGGGUGCGGAAGCCAAAAAGGCAUUUUUUAUGACGAGCCGCCGACCCUGCGUAUCCCCAGACAAUAUGUCGUUUCAAUGAUAACAUGGCUGUUGGUUUGGCUUUCCGAGGGGCUGUCCUGCUAUAAAUAGGGUACUGUACCUCUUUUUGUAUUUUUUCCUACUGCAUUCUCUUGAGAGUCUUUCUUCUUACUGCUUUUUCUACGCCCUUUGCUUUUCUGAGAAAAGAAAAAAAAAGACUCCGAAAGCUCUUUUGUACCAGUGCUUUUGUAUCGCAACUUUGUUGGUUUGCUGCUGGUGAUUUCGUAUCAAGGCGGUACCCGUUCUUCUUCUUCGGUGCUGUAUUUGAUUUUGCUUUGGCUUUGUGGUAAGAAAUGGCUCCAAAAAAGACUGUUUCGUCUGUCCGGGUCAGCGAGGCUAGCGAAAAGGCGAUAGACAAAUUAAAUGCGAAGGAGUUCCGGGAGCGAUUCCUGAUCCCCCAUGACGUGUUGAUAGACCUGGUGAACGAGGAGGCGGCUAUGCCUACUGAGAAAGGUGGAAAAAACGCUAUCCUCUUCACAAAGGAACAAUUCAACGCGGGGCUCCGGUUCCCUCUGCCGGCGUUGUUCAAGGAAUUCCUCCACUUCUCUCAAAUUCCCCCCAUCUUUAUUCACCCCAACCUUGUCCGGGUGCUGAUGGGAUGCAGCAUCAUCAACAUGCUGUACAGCCUCGACCUGACGCUACUGGAAGUGUUCUUUGUCUAUUCCCUGAAGAAAGCAAAGAAUGAUAUCUUCAGUGUGUCCGCUCACCUGCCCUCCCUUCAAAUGGUGACAGAACUGCCAGAUUCGACAAAGGGAGGGGCGAAGGGGCUGGUGGCAGUCUGGGGUGGAUGGGCGGGGCUAUCGCAGCAUCCGUCGAGGCCUUUUUCUCCGAAUUAUACCCUAAAAGUUCCGGGUUUGGAAUUGAGGGGCCACCUUGUGGAUUGGGUGGAAAAGGCAUCCUUUGCCUGUGUCUGCAAAUUAUUUGAAAUAGAUCCCAAGGAGAGGGCCUACAAAACAUUGCUCUCGGCGCGGAAUUUGACAGAGGUCGUCCGGGAGCCCCAGGAAUAUGUUAUCAACAUCCUUCCUAGGAAAUUGGCAAAGGAUGAGAUAGUGCCUGGGGAGCAUUAUACAGUGAAAGAGCUCCCCCUCUAUCAGGAAGCUAAAGAAGCUGACGCUGAAAGGCGGCGAAAGCUCCUGGAGGAUAGAGAUCAGAAAAAGACUGAAGGCACUAUCCGGAAGGCUCCCGGGCAGAAGCGGGGUCCGGACUCCCCUCCGAAGAAAACUUCAGGAAAAAGGGGGAAGCUGGUGAAGAAGCAUGGGAAGGAUGCGAAGGAACCCACUCCUCCCAAGGAGUUUCCUCCUCCACAAACUACCUAUGAGGGGGAAGUAAUGAUAGAGGAGCCAGUAAAUGCUGCUCCGCAUUCUAUCUCAAGCGGCCCCGGGCGCAUGUCGGGGUUGAAUCACUCAGGUCCCUCCUUAAUCGCGGCUGCGCGUCUAGCCAACGUGGCUGAGGAAGCUGCAUCUAUCAACCAUCCGGGCAACCUCAAUCCGGAUGCAGCUGAAACGGCCCCGUUGGAGGAAGCGGGGGCAGAAAGCCAAAGUCAGCCUUCCGACGACCCGGAUCGCCUGGCUAUAGUCCUGGUGAAAGAGCCUCCCCUCAAGAAGCCGCGUUUGACGCGCGAUCUACAGUCCGGACUCUUUGAGCGGCUUCAAGAGCGGCAGCAAGAGAUUGAAAUUAGUUGCGCUUCUGCCCAUGACGCUCAUCCGGAUGGAGGCGAGGUGGAGAUGGCUACUGAGACCUCAGCCGUUCCGGCAAUAAUUCCGGCUGAGGAUGCAUCCGGACCUAUGUGCCCGGACGAAAAUAUGGGGGCUCCGAUUCCGGGACACGAGCUACCCUCUCCUUCCUCAUCCGAGGAGCAAUCUGCUGAUGAUGCCGCUCCCGCUAGCCCUUUCAGCUACGCGGAGUUGGAAGCUAAGUUAAAGCAGAUUACUCCUGACUGGAAAGCCAUCAAGCCCUCUGCUAAGAUGUUUGAUAUGAUAGAAACGCUGGUGAGGGGCCUCCGCAGCAUGUCUCAACAACACGCUCUUUUUACUCAGCUGCUGCAGACCGCAGACUAUAUGAGGACCUUCUCCUCUCGGCACCAAGAGAUUGAAAAUCAACUGCGUCUGAGAAUGGAGGAGGCUGAGGCCAGUCUAUCCACCAUGCGAGAGGAAAAUGAAGCCCUCCGGGUGGAGUUGGCUGAGGCAAAGGGUCAAGAAGAAUCAACUGCGGGCCGCCUUCAUGAGGCGGAGGGUGAGGCAGCCCGGCUAAGGGAUGAAUUGAGUCGACUCCGGACAGAAGUUUUGAAUGAAAAGAAACAGAAGGAAGACUUGCAGCUGCGUCUGGAUGUGCAAAAAGAGGAACUUGAACGGGAGUUUGCUGUGGAAAGGGAGGAACUUGCAGCGGAUUACCAGAGACAAGUGGAUGAUACAUUUAUCUUUGGGUAUCGCUGCUGCAUGAAGAAGAACGGUAUAAAGCGAGAUACCCCUUCAAUUCCUCCAAGUGAAGAAAAGAAGCUCCAUGAGAAACCUGCUCCCCGAUAGUUUAUAUCUUCUUGCAAUUUUUCUGCUGUAAUUUUUCCUUCUGUAUAUUUUUGUGGUCCGGAUGUCUCUUUGUAAUUUACAUUUACUCAUAUCAAUAAAACUUACUUCUUUCUCA
Molecule: messenger RNA, 3922 nt
Organism: Vitis vinifera (wine grape)
Lineage: Eukaryota; Viridiplantae; Streptophyta; Magnoliopsida; Vitales; Vitaceae
Exons: 4
Coding region: 1579-3807 (742 amino acids)
Source: RefSeq, a predicted model, not a curated record